Molecule: messenger RNA, 927 nt
Organism: Parasteatoda tepidariorum (common house spider)
Lineage: Eukaryota; Metazoa; Arthropoda; Arachnida; Araneae; Theridiidae
Gene: Vps29
Product: vacuolar protein sorting 29
Biological process (GO): retrograde transport, endosome to Golgi
Cellular component (GO): retromer complex
Source: RefSeq, a predicted model, not a curated record
CUGUUGCCACUGGAAAGAUGCAUUACAUUUCCUUAUUAUUUAAAAAGAUAUACGUCUGCUGUGUUUCAUGUCCACAACAACUUCAACUUGCAAUUCCAAAUAAGUUUUUCUUUCUGUUGACAGGAGGGGUGGGAUUUUAAUUAGAUAAAAAAUGUUGGUUCUUGUUCUCGGAGAUUUGCAUAUUCCUCAUCGGUGCCAUAGUUUACCUGUCAAAUUUAAGAAACUUUUGAUCCCCGGAAGAAUACAACACAUCCUCUGCACCGGCAACCUUUGUACCAAAGAGUCUUAUGAUUACCUGAAAACCUUAGCAAGUGAUGUUCAUGUCGUCCGAGGAGAUUUCGAUGAGAAUAUGAAUUAUCCCGAGCAAAAAGUUGUUACUGUUGGACAGUUCCGCAUUGGUUUGUGCCAUGGCCAUCAAGUUGUACCUUGGGGUGAUCCAGAUAGUCUGGCCCUGGUUCAACGACAACUGGAUGUGGAUAUUCUUAUAUCUGGUCAUACUCAUAAAUUUGAAGCAUAUGAACAUGAAAACAAAUUUUAUAUUAAUCCAGGAUCUGCUACGGGUGCCUAUAAUCCUUUAGAUAGUGCUGUAAUUCCGUCUUUUGUUUUGAUGGAUAUACAGUCUGCCACUGUUGUAACUUAUGUUUAUCAGCUUGUAGGAGAUGAUGUUAAAGUUGAAAGAAUAGAAUAUAAAAAAGCCUAAUUCACUUCACUUGCAUUCCAUCUAAGCUACUUCUUGUACAUAGUUAUUAUAUUCCAUCGAAAUUGAAACUAAGCAUGUAAAUUGAUUUCUGAUUAUCAUUUGUUAGUUUUGAUAUACUACGUUUUUUGUCUUGUUAUAUAUUAAUAAAUGUUUACGAUAAAAUUGAAUGUUUCUUAAUAUAGUAUGUGUAAAUUGUUAAAGUAAACGCAAAUAUUUUUUUGAAAUCA